Messenger RNA from Lytechinus pictus (painted urchin), 3943 nucleotides. RefSeq lists its product as uncharacterized. The record is from RefSeq and is a predicted model, not a curated record. The transcript has 2 exons. The coding region runs from base 1 to 1227 and encodes 408 amino acids. Lineage: Eukaryota; Metazoa; Echinodermata; Echinoidea; Temnopleuroida; Toxopneustidae.
AUGUACCCGCAGCAGAGCAGUGGUGACAGUAUGGCCGAGACGGGCGGCAUCUUGCCUGACUUGUCGCUGUUCGGGAACGAUGGUCUUCUAAACGAACUGGAGAAGUCAUCGACUUGCAGUGAUUCGGAUUUCGUACUUCCAGCCAGCCCCUUCAUGGAGAACGGUUGGCAAGAAAACGAGGAUGGGAAUGGAGCAGAUCCACUGACGGAUAUCUUAUUCAAGAAGGAGCCAUGCAGUCCUUCCUCGACAUCCAGCGACAGCAAAAGCCGACGCGAGAGUGCUUCCAUGAUGGAGGACUUCUUCUUCGACCCGAAGUCCUCGACGUUCGGUGACAUCGACAACGGCCACAGCGUGAUCGACAACGGAAUGGUCAACGCUGGCCUGCAUCAGUUUCCCCACAUCAAGGAAGAGAUGGAUUGUGAUUACCAGGGGAGCGUACCACGUGUCCAGUCCGACUGCGGUCCCAUGCGAGUGCCUUCCAUUCCUAUUCCGUGCAGCAAUGGCGGUAAUGCCAACGCAGCAAGGUUGUCCAUGAACUUCCAGUACAGCAUGGACAUCGUGAAUAAUAACAAUAACAGCCAUUGUGGUAUGCGCAGGAUGUCGGGGUGCAGUCCAGAAUCAUUGACAGUGGGCGGGGUGACGAUCAAACAAGAACCCCUGGACAAUCUCCCAUCUCCGUGCAAUAUGCAGUGCAACCCCAACCCCUCCAGUAUGCCCAUGGGGGUUCCGCCGACACCCCCUGACAUGUGUGCGUUGGCCAUGGAGACCAAACCCAUGAUGCAUUCCCCGACGUUUCACCACCACCACCAGCAGCAGCAGAACCAGGGACCCGUGUCCAAUUCCUUCACCUUCAACAUCAACUUGCCACCGAUGGACCACCACCACCAUCACCACCAAAACAACCAACACUUUCCACCGCAACACCACCAGCACCACCAACCGCACCACCAGUCCUACAGCGGUUUCCCUCCGACCCCACCCAACUCCCAUCCCGGCUCCCCAGCGGACAUUCCCUUGGGUCUUGAGGGAUCGGCCCUCUGUCUCAGACCCCCGCCUCCACCGUAUCCUCUGGCGGUUGCCAGCAAGUGUAGCCAGAUGUCCCCUGUGACCAGUACCGCCACCCCCACCACCCAAACAGUCAAGUAUAACAGGAAGAACAACCCUGAUCUAGAGAGGAGACGAAUACACCACUGCAACUAUCCAGGUGAGUUGAAAAAGUUUAAAUAGACAUGUAUAAUUUGCGUAAAGAUCAUGAGCACUGUAAUAGUGUAGUUCUACAGCAAAUUCUAAAAUUCUUCAACCAACUCAAGGAAUUCUUCACCUAGUAGUCCCUUGCCGAGGGCGUCAAUUGAGGGGGGGGGGGUUUGCAGGUGGUGAUCACCUCCAAUGAUUUUUAAAACUUGAAAAUAUUAUAGGCUUAAUGCAAAUAUAUGAUUUAAGAAGCAUUGAUAAGCACUAUAAAACCAUUAAACUUGGCAUAACAAUACUUUUAUACGUACAAAUUGCAGAUUUUUCGGCACUCUUUGCGCUCAAAAUUCUGCUUAACAUUUUUUUUUCGCUCUUACCCCCGCCCCCCCCCCAAUUCCGAACAUGAAUCGACGACUUCAUAGAAACGGAAUGAUGUGGUCUCUAUCGUAGCCUAUGGACCUAUAAGCCUAUCAGGGAUUCUUGUUGAAGUUGUAAAGCAUUAUUGUAUCAUGUAGGCCUAGACCUAGCCUAUCUGAUAUUUAUAUUAGGAUGGUAUUCAAUUAUGCCAGUGAGACUACAAGUUUGUACGAACAAUAGGUGGACUAAUAUGAUAAAUAUCAUUAAAAACGACAAUUACACAAUUCAUUUAAUUGCUCACGAAUUAACGACAAAGAACUUUCCGUCCUACCAAGGUUUAGACAACCAGGCCACACUUGACCCGUAUUCGGUUGAAUUAUGACAGAAACCUGGCGAUUAUUGUGUUUUCUCACUUCAGCCAAGUGCCUUUAAAUCGUCACCCUAAAUGAGCUGUCACUUGUCGGGUACACGUGUAUAUUCCGAGAGCGACAUCGUGACCGAGAACGAGGGAUGAUAGAAAGGGCUUGGAUGAUAACCUCGAGGGUGCUUUCUUUCUUUUUUUUAUUUUGAAGGGUGAACCCCAAAGGGGCUGUGUCGAUAACCUUUUUAUUUUGGUGGGGUCAGAACCCAGAGGGGCGGGGUCAAGGCCUGGAGUCAUCAAUCUUCACUCGACGUGGAGUAAAGAGAGAGAGAGAGAGGGGGGGGGGGUGGAUGGAUGCAAGAGAAAGAGGGGAGGAGGUGUUUGGUAGGAGAGUAAUUGUUGAGGGUCCAUCAUUAGAUUAGACCUAUAAGGAAUUUCAACUUUAUUUAUUUUUUGUUUUUUUCCCUUAGAUUAUUGAAAAUAAAAUGUUGUAUACAUAUACGUAUAAUGUAUCAUUGUAUCACUGUGGAAAAUGGAUAAGUAUUCAUUUUCUCUAUUGCCAAUUGCCAAAGUUUCUAUACUAUUUUUAAUUCUUGUUAUCGACAUGAUAAUAUAAUAGAGAGAGUUUUUAACGUAUAUGGGUUACAUAUUUCUGGGUGCUUCUGAGAUCAAGGGCCUCUCAUUUUCCAGUGAACCCUUCCAAUUUCACAUUUUAAUGACUUUAUUGUUCUGUGUGUCACUUCAAGGCAAAUAUACUUCAUUUCAUUUCAAUUCAUUGAGAAACUCUUUGCAGGAAACACGGUGUUGUAAGCAUUUUGUACGCAAAAAUCAGAUCGCGGCGGUCACACAUUCGGUAACCGACCGAAACUGCGUUAUUCUAAAUAAUGCAAUCGUCUCGAUCGAUAUAUAUUCAGUCUCCUCGACAUGUCGGUGACAGAAGCUAACCGGUCACUCGAAUAAAAACGUAUCACAAACACGCAAAUCACAAAGAGAUCCAAGGCUAAAUUCAGGAAUAAAAAUAUGAAUGGAAUUAUUGAUAAUAAAUCAGCAGCCAACAUAUUGAGGUUGUUGUUUGUUGGAUUUUCAUAAUCAUAUUUUUUGGUUCGUUCCACUUCACCAUCACACACGGUGAAGGUCAGUGCAUUGACAAGUUUAUAAAAGGGUGAAAACGAGCCGUUUCAUCAUGAUAUGAAUCAUAUGAUAUAAUUAAUCCCGUUUUUAUCCCAUUCUUGUUUAGAUGAUCUCUUUUUUUUUCUCGUUAUUAUUCAUAUUUAGUAAUGGUCUUUACGUAGGGCUGUCCUUGUUGAAUUGUUAAUUGAAAUUAAAUUGAAAACAUUUUCAAAAAUACACCCAAUUGCCCAUUUCCGUGCUCUGAUUUAGUUUUCACACCACGUCUUUUCCACACUUUGUUAUUUUGUUUGUUGUUGUUACUUGCAUGUAGGUUUAUGAUAUAUUCAGUUAUCAACGAUUACACUUAGGCCUAUAUGCGAAUUGGCAUUUAAUAGGAAACAGCCGUUCGUUUUUUUUUCUAAAUUUCAAUUCAUUGACUCUCCGCCUGUUAUGUAGACAUUUCAUUAGCUGCCAGAAAAAAAAAAUCACAUACAUUACCAUGAUAACGUACUUGAUAUUUCUGGUAAGUAAUGUUAGACGACAGUGGUAGAAAAUUUCUGUUUGCCUUGUAAUUUUGUAUUGUUGCGUUUGUAAGUGGUAUACCUAUUAGUAUUUUCAAAUUGUGAUAUCGUUUUCAUUGGAUUUCGUUCAGAUUACGCGAUUGAUGAAGUUGUAAAUUAGUCCAGAUGUGACUACUCCCGUGAAUAUGAUACGCUUAUCAAUAUUUUGUCAACUUUUUCGUUCAUCCCUUUUCCCGUCUUAUCUCGUUGGCCUGUAUCAGUUUCUAAAGUAAAUGAAUCCGAGACGCGAAAUAAUUAGCAGACGAUCAAUGCUAACUUAGGGGUGAUCAGGAGAAUAUCGAUUGAUGUUACGCUGAAGACUCGUGUGUUGGCUGUUGACAAUAUGCCACCUGGUUUGCUCUUUGCC